AUGGAAAUCGGUGACUGGAGCCGCAAUUUUCAGCAUUACCGCUCCGACCGUAUUGAUUCACUUGGUGGAGGUUGCUUGCUACUAGUGCGGCAAGUGAUCCGUCAGACAGCGAUGCAUUUCAUGAAGGCGAAAACGCUUUGCGGUCAGGAUCCGAGAGGCAAUGUCUACAUGGCGGCCGAUCAUCAUCGUACAGUGCAAAACAACGAAACCAAUUUCUCUGAUCACUGUCAGGCUCUCAGUGUUCACAAAUGGCGCCUUCUAAUUUUCGUUUUACUCUCUCGCGUGAGGGCCGAUUGCGUGUGGUACGGCAUUGCUGACCAUACCGAUCCGGAUCACCCGAAGUACAGGAUAUACAACGGGCCAGCAAAACCGCUUGGCGAUCCGAAGGCAUAUCAGUCACUCACUAAACUGUGCCCAAACUAUGCACAGGGACCUGAUUUUGGCUUGUGUUGUGAUGCUGAUCAGUUGAAUUUCUUCGCAGAAAGUUCCAAACUGGCAUAUGAAAUGCUCCGGAGAUGCCCAGCAUGUUGGGCCAACUUCCGCCUGCUUUUGUGUGGAAUGACGUGCGACCCAAAUCAACACGAGUUCAUCGUACCCCAAUCCGUUGGAGAUAUGGUCAUCUCGGCACAAGUAAAUCUCACAGCACGCGUUGCGGAUACGUUCUUCAAUAGUUGCAAAAUCGCUUCACAUAUCUACCGGGGUCGGCACUCGACGGUGUCCGAAAUUGACGUUGACCCAGAUCUGAUGAUUGACUCGGGCAAUCUCAUUCAUCGACUUCGAGCAUGGCUUGAAGAUAAACUGUCUCAGGGUUUUUCAAUUCUCGGUCGAUCUAUCGCUACUCAUCCAUUUGUGAGUCUGUCCGUUUCAAGCGUGGUAUCGAUCGCCCUGUGUGCCGGUUUGUCCCUGUUCUCGGUCACCACAAAUCCCGUUGAGUUGUGGUCUGCGGCAGACUCACGAUCACGUUUGGAGAAGAACUACUUUGAUCAAAACUUUGCACCAUUUUAUCGAACCGAACAGCUGAUCGUAUAUCCAGUCAACCAGUCGUUUUUCUGGCAUAUGAAUUUGCACCCUUUGUCCGGAGAUGCUCUAUUCGGUCCAGCGUUGCAGAAGGACUUUCUGACUGAGGUUUGUUUCGUAUUGCCUAGCCUAAUCGUCAGACACUGUAUUGUUGUUGUUGUUCUGCGCUUCCGAUACGUUUUUAUUCAUUUUCGUUUCACAUUUCACUAA
Molecule: messenger RNA, 1227 nt
Organism: Echinostoma caproni
Lineage: Eukaryota; Metazoa; Platyhelminthes; Trematoda; Plagiorchiida; Echinostomatidae
Source: the annotation of a GenBank genome assembly